This is a messenger RNA of Hyla sarda, 3072 nucleotides long. Its product is annotated as calpain-5-like. Gene Ontology annotation, biological process: proteolysis. The record is from RefSeq and is a predicted model, not a curated record. Lineage: Eukaryota; Metazoa; Chordata; Amphibia; Anura; Hylidae. Gene Ontology annotation, molecular function: calcium-dependent cysteine-type endopeptidase activity. The coding region runs from base 731 to 2695 and encodes 654 amino acids. The transcript has 12 exons. Gene Ontology annotation, cellular component: cytoplasm.
CAAGUGUAUAGUGGCCUGUUUUUGUAAAAGCAGGGAUAUACAUUUAUCAGGCACAAGCAGAGGUUACUGCUGAGUAGAGGCGCGUGGCAGCAGGAGUCGCAGCGAGAGGUCUGAGCUCCCGAUGUCAGCUAGCGGUCGUCUCGGCCAGUUACCCAGCAGCCGUCAUUUAUUGGUUAACUCAUUCAUCCACUUCAUCCCAAGUGACAUCCUACACCCCCAGUCAACAGUCGAUGGUUCCUCAGACACAUCCGCCAGUUGGCAUGGCCCGGGAGCAGUCCCUGUCCUCCAACUGCCUCUGUCCUAUGCUGUUCCCUCACGCAGAGAAGUAUUGUAUGCUGUGGGUUCAGCUCCACUAUACAGCGAGGAUGAUCAACUAGAGGAAAGUCAGCAGCUACUGCCCAGCCAAGAUGUGGAGGAGACAUCCGCCACUUCCUCCGCUAGGUGGGCAAGUAGUGAUGAGGAGAGUGGCAUGGGAGGUGGUAUUGCAAGCGUUCAUGCUUCUGAAACAGACACCGUUGAGGAACUUGAAGAUGACAUCAGUGACUUGCAGACACAAUUCGAUGAUGAUGAAGCCGAUCACACUUGGGUGCCGGGUACAGAAGGGGCUUCAUCAUCAACAGGAGAAGAGGGUGGCAGGUUGCCAUGAGACAGCAGCUGAGCCAGAAAGGUGGUAGCAUGGUUGUGAGUCAGCAGGGUGGCAGCAGUGGGAAGUUUGGAGCUACCUCUCCUCAUGCUGCUGCCACCUCCAGGCUCUGUCAUUGUGCUGCCCUAUGGUCUUGUCAUGCUGCUGCCACCUCCAGGCUCUGUCAUUGUGCCGCCCUAUGGUCUUGUCAUGCUGCUGCUACCUCCAAGCUGUGUCAUUGUGCCUCCAUGUGAUCUCCUCAUGCUGCUGGCACAUUUGAAAACCUCCAUGCUGUGUCUUGUGGAACUCUGUGAUGACCCGCACCUGUUUGUAAAUGGAAUCAGCCAUCAUGAUUUACAUCAAGGCAAGCUGGGAAACUGCUGGUUUGUUGCCGCUUGCUCCUGUCUGGCGCUCAGAAAGACUCUUUGGCAAAAGGUUAUUCCAGAGUGGAAAAAACAGGAAUGGAGCACAAAAAGACCACACAGAUAUACAGGAAUUUUCCAUUUCCAGUUCUGGUGCUUGGGAAGCUGGGUCGAUGUUGUCAUUGAUGAUCGUUUGCCAAGUAUAGACGGGGAUUUGAUCUACUGCCAUUCUAAUGUGAAGAACGAAUUCUGGAGUGCACUACUUGAGAAGGCUUAUGCCAAGUUGGCUGGCUCAUAUGAAGCCCUUGAUGGAGGCAGCACAGCUGAUGCCAUUGUGGAUUUCACUGGGGCAGUUGCAGAAAGCAUUGACUUAUCAGACAGUAAAUACAAAGUUAAUAUUAUGCAACAAACAAAGUUGUUUGAAGAGCUUUUGAAAGUUUAUAAAAGAGAUGGAUUGAUCUGCUGUCACCUUAAGGCUGCCUCCUCCAGGGAUAUGGAAGUGGUGAAUCCAAUGGGACUAAUCAAAGGGCAUGCUUAUUCAGUAACUGGUAUAAAGAAGGUGACUCUGGGAGAGAAGACCCUUUGCUUUGGAAAGACCACCAAACUAUUCAUGAUCAGAAUGAGGAAUCCAUGGGGAAAAAGGGAGUGGAAAGGUGCAUGGAACGAUGAAUCUGAAGAGUGGAAAAAAGUGAGCAAAUCUGAGAAAGGGAAGCUUGGACUGACUGUGCAAAAUGAUGGCGAGUUCUGGAUGACUUUCGAGGACUGGUGUAAUAACUUCACUCAUAUCGACGUCUGCCGUAUGAUAAACACUUCAUAUCUUAGCCAGCACAAAACAUGGGAAAAGGGGGAGGCUCUAGGAAAAUGGACAAGUAAUGAAGACGCUCUACUGAAUCGCUCCGGAGGAUGCUUCAAUAAUAAAAGUACAUUUUUUCAGAAUCCACAGUACAUAUUCGAGGUGAAAAAAGAAGAAGAUGAGGUGCUGGUUUCACUGCAGCAAGAGGAUCAGCGAAUACUCAAGAAGUUUGGGAGAGGAAACAGUUUCAUUAUUGGCUUUGAAAUUCUCAAGGUGGAACAAAAUAGACAGUAUAGAAUACACAAGAUGCAAGGACAGGAAAGAACUGCAUCCUCCCCCUAUAUGAAUCUGAGGUCCAUUUUUCUGAGGAAGGUAUUGAAGAAAGGCAGAUACGUCAUUAUUCCUACGACUUUUCAUCCUGGAGUUACCUGUGACUACAACCUCAGACUCUUUACAGAUGUGCCGUCCAGUUUCAGAGAGCUAUUGAAGGAUAAACCCAGUGUAACCUGUUGGAACAUCUUGUUUGGAUAUCCUAAAAGAGUCAGUCAAGUGUCGGUGCAUAGCAUAGAAGGAGUGGAGCCAAAGGGGAAACCAGAAGGCGCUGAUCUGUACAUUAUUAUCAAAUGUGAAAAUGAGAGUGUUCAAUCUGAAGUCUACAAAAGUACAACCAGCGCCGUCAUUGAUCUGAAAGCAAUUUUCUACCGUAGGAGAGUGGGUGAACCAAUUGCUAUUCAGGUCUGGAGAAGCAAGAUCAUGAGUGACCAGUUCCUAGGCCAAGUGCUUCUAGCUGCUUUGCCUAAUGACCCAGUAGAAGAGCAGAGUCUCCAGCUGCACAACAAGGAUGGGCGAGCAGCACAGGAGAUGCCAGGCCAGAUAAAUGUCAAGGUUGUCUCCUCUAAUGACCUGCUUGAACUGUGAAUGUGAGAGAGUCUCCCGGACACAGACAGAGCUGCGAGCUAAAGACUGUCUGGCAUGCCUGGGUAAAUGACGUCUUCUCAGUUCGCGUGCACAGGAACUAGCUAUAUGUAUUAGCGCUUAGCACAUCCAGUAUUUUUAAGUCAUCUUGCAGGAAAACACAAGCAUAAAUGAGCAAAGUUCCAUAUUCUAAAAGAUCAAAGUUUAUGGCACAUCCUAAAAAUCCUGAAAUACUGGCAGUAACCUGCUAGAAGCCUGAUAUUGUUCCAUAUUUAUCAUGAAAUAUUCAUGUCCUAUAUUUUGCAUCUGGUGUUCUUAUUUUCCUGCUUGGAACCACAUUACAUCAUAAAAGGUACUUUAAAUGGGUACGUCGGUGAAAA